Rotaria sp. Silwood1 is the source of this 399-nucleotide messenger RNA. The record is from the annotation of a GenBank genome assembly. NCBI's taxonomy places the organism in Eukaryota, Metazoa, Rotifera, Eurotatoria, Philodinida, Philodinidae.
AUGAUGAGCCGUACGAGUACGCUCGAUGGAAUUUAUACUAGAGGCACUGCACAACCAGGUCUCUGCACUUCUACUGGGUGUUCAUGGAAGACUGUCGGCGGAGUUAGAACAUGGGUUUGUUGUUGUAAUCAAGAUUUAUGCAACGCAUAUAUUCCACAAGCUUGUUACUAUUGUACAAAUUGCCCACGACCAUUCACUCGUUACGAUCGAUAUGUUUCACUAGUCGAUUCAAACACGGGUUGGUGUGCUAAGAUGAGCACAACGAGUUCACCCGAUGGAUUUUAUACUCGAGGUACUGCUCAACCAGGUCUCUGUAAUUAUGAUGGCUUACAAUAUAUCUAUUCAGAUGUUUCUCGUCUACCAAACAAUGAAUUAUUUGAAACCAUCAAAAGAACAUAG